Rangifer tarandus platyrhynchus (Svalbard reindeer) is the source of this 2067-nucleotide messenger RNA. The record is from the annotation of a GenBank genome assembly. Lineage: Eukaryota; Metazoa; Chordata; Mammalia; Artiodactyla; Cervidae.
AUGAAUGCUGUAUUUUCAGUGGGAGGAGAUGUGAUGCAUCCUGAUAUUCCCAAUAACUUUCUGAGACUGCUAGCAGAAGGUUUUGAUGAUGAAACAGAAAAUCAGCAAUUAAGACUUUAUGCAGUUCAGUCUUAUCUUACUUUAUUAGAUGUGGAAAAUGUGUUCUAUCCACAGAGAUUUCUUCAAGUUAUGAGUUGGGUGUUAGGAGAGUAUUCCUAUCUCUUAAAUAAGGAAUCACCAGAGGAAAUUAUAACCAAGCUCUACAAGUUACUUAAGAAUGACUCCAUUUCUUCAGAAACAAAAGCCUGGAUAAUAGCUGCUGUGACCAAGUUGACACCCCAAGCACACUCUUCUAAUAUAGUUGAGAGAUUAAUCCAGGAAUUUACCACAUCUUUGGAUACUUGCUUGAGACAGCAUGCAUUUGAAUUAAAACACUUGCAUGAGAAUGUAAAACUGAUGAGGAGCUUACUUCCAAUCGAUAAGAGUUGUGAAGACAUGGUGGUAGAUGCUUCCUUAUCUUUUCUGGAUGGUUUUGUGGCUGAAGAACUAACACAGGGGGCAGCACCUUACAAACCUCACCACCAGCGGCAGGAGGAAAAGCUUUCUCAGGAAAAAGUUCUCAAUUUUGAACCAUAUGGACUCUCUUUUUCUUCAUCUGGCUUCACUGGACGACAGUCUCCUGCUGGCAUUUCUCUUGGUUCAGAUAUAUCUGGGAAUAGUACAGAGACCGGACUAAAAGAGACAAAUGGCUUGAAGCUGGAAGGUAUAAAGAAAUUGUGGGGGAAAGAGGGCUAUCUUCCCAAGAAGGAAAGCAAAACUGGUGAUGAAACGGAAGCCCCUCCAGUUCCUCAGGAGAGUAUAAUAAUGGAGAAUGGAGAUCAAACUGUAACAAAAAAGGAUCAGUCUCAAGUCCUUACCCAAUCUAAAGAGGAGAAAGAAAAGCAGCUGCUGGCAUCAUCAUUGUUUGUUGGGCUAGGAUCAGAAAGUACAAUCAAUUUGCUCGGAAAAGCAGAUACCAUUUCUCACAAGUUUAGAAGGAAAUCAAAAAUCAAAGAAACCAAAAGUGAGGAAACAACCACUGAUCAAAAUAUAAUCCGUUCUUCCUUUAGUUCUUCAUCAAAUGUGACUUAUGAAGAAGAUUAUUGUUUGGAUAAUUUGCAGGAUAGAGGAGACAAAGAAUUAAAGAAGUUUUCUCUCAGUUCAGAACUUUUGGAUUCGGAGUCACUGACAGAACUGCCCUUGGUUGAGAAAAUCUCAGAUUGCAGGCUGUCUACACCCUCUUUGUUUGCUGAUAACAACAUGGAAGUUUUUCACCCUCCUCAAGCCACUGCAGCCUCAGUUGCCAAUGAAAUCUCUUUAGCUUCUUCUUUGUUGGGAGAAACUAGUGAGCACAUACAUUCAGAUCUUAUGGAGGUCUGUAAUAAUGAAACCAUAUCUGUGUCUUCUUACAAAAUUUGGAAAGAUGAUUGUUUGUUGGUGGUCUGGUCAGUUUUUAAUAAAAGUGGUUCGGAACUGAAAAGUGCUAACUUAGAAAUUGCUUCUGCAGAAAAUUUCAAGAUCACUGAGCAACCUGGAUGCUGUUUGCCCGUAAUAGAAGCAGAAAGCACCAAAAAUUUUCAGUACAGUGUGCAGAUGGAAAAACCUUUUGCAGAAGGAAAUCUGUCUGGUUUUAUAACUUACCAAGUUAUGGAUACUCACUCUGUUCAGCUUGAAUUUUCAGUAAACUUAUCACUGUUAGAUUUCAUUAGGCCAUUAAAAAUCUCGACUGAAGACUUUGGUAAACUCUGGUUAUCCUUCGCAAAUGAUGUGAAACAAAAUGUAAAGAUGUCAGAAUCUCAAGCUGCUCUGAGUUCUACCUUAAAGGCCCUGAAACAGGAACUAAGACUUCAUGUUGUUGACAUUAUAGGUAAUGAAGGGCUCUUGGCCUGUCAGCUGCUCCCAUCCAUCCCCUGCUUGCUGCAUUUUCGAGUUCAUGGUGACAUGUUAGCCCUGUGGUUCAGAUCUUCCUGUUCUACUCUUCCUGACUAUUUACUUUAUCAGUGUCAAAAAGUGAUGGAGGGAUCCUAG